AUGGAGGCCGUCGGGUCCCUCCUAGGUAAAGGGCAGGUGUGGUUUUGCGGCCUCUGUCAGUACGUUAAUCUCGUUGGGACUGCAAUCGGGUACACCAUUACAGCAUCCAUCAGUGCAGCGGCUCUGUACAAGGCCAACUGCUUCCACAGCAAAGGCCACUCGGCCGACUGCGGCGUGUACACCACCAUGUACAUGGUCGUGUUUGGGAUCUCCCAGAUCGUCUUCUCCCAGCUCCCCAAUCUCCACGAGAUGGCCUGGCUGUCGAUUCUCGCCGCCGUCAUGUCCUUCUCCUACGCCACCAUCGGCGUGGGCCUCUCCUUGGCACAGACCAUAACAGGUCCUACGGGCAAGACAACCAUUGGCGGCACUCAAAUUGGGGUGGACGUCACUUCGGCCCAGAAGAUAUGGCUGACAUUGCAAGCGCUCGGCAACAUCGCCUUCGCCUACUCAUACUCCAUGGUGUACUGCCAGCCCAUCUACGCCGCCGUGGAGAGCUGGGCGGCGGGGCGGUGGCCCAACUCGGAGUUCGUCGUCCGGCAGUACUACCCCUUCUCGGGCAAGUUCAGCCUCAACAUGUUCAGGCUAGUGUGGAGGACGGCGUUCGUGAUCGUGAGCACGGUGCUGGCCAUCUCGCUGCCAUUCUUCAACGACAUCCUCGGCCUGCUCGGCGCGCUCGGCUUCUGGCCGCUCACCGUCUACUUCCCCGUGGAGAUGUACAUCUCGCAGAGCAAGAUGAAGAAGUACUCCAGGAAGUGGGUGGCGCUGCAGACCCUGAGCUUCGCGUGCUUCGUGGUCACCGUCGCCGUCACCGUCGCCUCCAUCCAGGGGAUCACCCAGUCGCUCAAGAACUAUGUGCCGUUCAAGACCAAGUUGUGA
This is a messenger RNA of Triticum turgidum subsp. durum (durum wheat), 876 nucleotides long. Lineage: Eukaryota; Viridiplantae; Streptophyta; Magnoliopsida; Poales; Poaceae. The record is from the annotation of a GenBank genome assembly.